UCUGCUACAUCUUGCAGACACCUACCUACCUAGCUUGCUGCAUACUGCAAGCCACUCGUGCUUGUGUUGAGAACCACAUCAACCGAGCGAGAUGGAUGCGAAGAAACCUUACGUGAUCGCCAUCGUCGUGCAGCUCAUCUACGCCGGCAUGUUCGUCGUCUCCAAGGCGGCCUUCGACCACGGCAUGAACACCUACGUCUUCAUCUUCUACCGCCAGGCCGCCGCAUCGCUCCUCCUCCUGCCUAUCGCGCUUCUUCUCGAAAGAAAGAAUGUGCGUUCCCUGUCACCUAUGUUGCUCUUGAAGCUCUUCUUUUUAGCCUUGAUCGGGAUCACGUUUAGCCUAAAUCUGUACAACGUGAGUCUCAAGUUCACAUCCGCAACCGUGGCGUCUGCGACCACCAACGCCAUGCCUGUCGUCACCUUCUGCUUCGCGCUGCUACUGAAGAUGGAGGUGGUGAAGCUGAGGAGCUCCUCGGGCAUAGCCAAGCUCGCCGGCGUGUCCCUCUGCCUCGCCGGAGUCUUUGCCAUCGCCUUCUACGCCGGCCCGGCGCUGAGCCCUGUCCACCAUCACCGCGCCUUCGCCGCCUCCCACGCCCCGGCCUCGACUAGCAGCGCUGCAAGUCCAAGCAGCAGGACGACAUGGAUCAAGGGGACGUUCCUCAUGGUCCUCGCCAACAUGGCGUGGUCCCUCUGGAUCGUCCUGCAGGGCAGGCUGCUCAAGGAGUACCCCAACAAGAUGCUCGUCACGGUGACACAGUGCGCGUUCAGCGCCGCGCAGUCGUUCGUCGUCGCGGUGGCGGCAGAGAGGGAUUUCUCCAAGUGGAGUCUCCGACUCGACGUCAGCUUGCUCGCCGUCCUUUACACCGGGUUCGUGGUGACGGGAGUGACGUACUACCUGCAAGCAUGGUGCGUGGAGCUGAAAGGCCCCGUCUUCUUCGCCGUCUGGACCCCGCUCUGCUUCGUCUUCACAGUAUUCUGCUCCUCAUUCUUCCUAGGAGAGAUUGUCCACCUCGGCAGUAUUGUUGGGGGAAUCCUGCUGGUUGGUGGCCUUUACAGCGUGCUCUGGGGUAAGAGCAAGGAGGCAAAAGUUGCACCUUGUGGCAAGGUGAAUAAUACAAUGGAUGAUGAGAAUGGUCAUUAUAAACCUCAAGAGGAGGAAUCGACAACAGCAUCGAUAGUUGAACAAGUGUGAUGGAAUGAUCAACAUAAUUUCGAUCUUAGCCUAGCCCUUACUUAGCUAUAUAUUAUCUAUUCAUCAACAUACAUAUACAAAUAGGAGGAAGCACAGGAAGUUACCAUAUUCAUAGGAGAUAUAUUGAAGAAAAAUUAGAGAUUCUUACUUACAUUAUACCGAAAAAUGAAACAGAAAGUUUCCCAACCAUUAAAAUUUUCUACUGCUUAGAUCCAAGAAUGUAGGUAACAAGCCUUUCGUUAGUGUCUAGCUUCCUCGAUCUCCUAGAUCGUCAUUGCUAUUUUCAGGCUCAAGAUGAGGCGCGCCAUCGCUAUUAGGCAAAGCCAGGUGUUCCUUGUAGCAAAAUGUCUUUUUGUUGAUUAAUAUUUAUGUGAUUUAAAGCGUUAGCACUAUGUUUCUUUGGAAUGC
Messenger RNA from Panicum virgatum (switchgrass), 1600 nucleotides. Its product is annotated as WAT1-related protein At5g64700-like. Gene Ontology annotation, molecular function: transmembrane transporter activity. The transcript is spliced from 5 exons. Bases 92 to 1192 code for a protein of 366 amino acids. NCBI's taxonomy places the organism in Eukaryota, Viridiplantae, Streptophyta, Magnoliopsida, Poales, Poaceae. The record is from RefSeq and is a predicted model, not a curated record. Gene Ontology annotation, cellular component: plasma membrane.